AUGGACGGUAACGCUGUGUUCAUGGUGAAGGUCGGUGGACAGAUUGAGUCGGCCAAGUUCACCGGAAUCGACGAUAUUUACUGCAAAUAUUCUUUUGUGCAUGGAACCGACUGGACCGUCGCUGGGGGCAUUGAGGAAGGAAUUUCUCAAAUGUGCAAAAAAAGCAAGGACCCUCGCGGGAUUUUCGUUUGGAAUUUUCCACUCGAUAUCACCUUCAAGAGCAGCAAUCCAUACGGGUGGCCACAACUGGCAGUCUCUGUGCACGGACAGGACUACUUCGGGAACGAUGUCAUCCGAGGCUACGGUGCAGCUCAUGUGCCUCCCAUAUCUGGAAUGCACCGGCGGUCGAUGUCCAUGUUUGUUCCCGAAUCCUCGUCACUUGUGCACAAACUGGUCGGUUGGAUGUCCGGAAGACGCCCAGAGUUUGUCGACCCCAAAAUGGUGGCACGUGGAGAGGGUCGUGAAGUGACAAGAAUGACGUCGGACGGAGUGGUGGACGUAAUUUUUCACGUCGUGACGAAAGACCUUAAAAAAUUUGGCUACAACGUCGGACACGCCGACGGGCAUGAACCACGGACCCUUGAAGUUGAACCGCCGUUCUGA
Ixodes scapularis (black-legged tick) is the source of this 603-nucleotide messenger RNA. RefSeq names its product B9 domain-containing protein 1 (gene B9d1). Gene Ontology annotation, biological process: cilium assembly. Gene Ontology annotation, cellular component: MKS complex. The record is from RefSeq and is a predicted model, not a curated record. The coding region runs from base 1 to 603 and encodes 200 amino acids. NCBI's taxonomy places the organism in Eukaryota, Metazoa, Arthropoda, Arachnida, Ixodida, Ixodidae. The transcript is spliced from 6 exons.